AUGGCUCAAGGGGUGGCGGUGAAAAGGAGGGUCAAUGAGGCUGAGCGCGAGCCACGUGACUUCCCGCUGGACUUGCGAAUCGCAAUGUCGCUCGCCAUCCGAUCCGUCCUGUCUCUUGUGCAUCGUUAG
Messenger RNA from Peronospora matthiolae, 129 nucleotides. NCBI's taxonomy places the organism in Eukaryota, Oomycota, Peronosporomycetes, Peronosporales, Peronosporaceae. The record is from the annotation of a GenBank genome assembly.